This is a messenger RNA of Wyeomyia smithii (pitcher-plant mosquito), 2230 nucleotides long. Its product is annotated as probable 28S rRNA (cytosine(4447)-C(5))-methyltransferase. Bases 126 to 2141 code for a protein of 671 amino acids. The transcript has 3 exons. Gene Ontology annotation, molecular function: rRNA (cytosine-C5-)-methyltransferase activity; RNA binding. Gene Ontology annotation, cellular component: nucleolus. Gene Ontology annotation, biological process: rRNA base methylation; maturation of LSU-rRNA. The record is from RefSeq and is a predicted model, not a curated record. Lineage: Eukaryota; Metazoa; Arthropoda; Insecta; Diptera; Culicidae.
CAAUAACAGUAAACAUCUCCAUGUGUUCUAGAUUUAAAUUGUAGUUUGUAAUAAUCAUAUUAUUGGAUAUCUUCCUCGUGUGUUUGGUCUCUUUUGCUAUUCCUUAAAUUUAUGCAAUAUUUACAAUGGGUCGAAAAAUCAAUUUUGCUGAAAAAAUCAAAAAAGGGCCUGGUAAGAAAUCUAGGAAACAGAAAGAUCCAGUUUUCUUGAAUAAUUUAAAAGAUCAAACAGAACCUAAGAAGUUUUCACGUAAACAAAAAGCUCGAGCUGCAAAACGAGAAUUACUUAAAACAAAAAAGAAUAUAUUGAAAAAUGAACUGCAAUCAAAUGUUUCAAAAGAAAAAAAAAUCGGUGAUAAAGAUGAUAAAUUUAGCAAGAAAAACAAUCAUACAAUAUCAACCGAAAUCGAUUACGGAAAAAGUAAGGAAAAAUAUUCUAAACUAGUCGAAAAAAACAGCAUGAAACAAAAAAAAAGUGAUUUGUUGGAUAGUGACGAUUCUGUAGACGUUACUGCAAAUAACAACAAAUCAAAUAUAAAAAGCUUUCUAGGAUCCGAUGAUAGCGAAAGCAAUUACACUUCAAGUGAUGAAGAAGCAAUGUUGCCCAUUGAGCGGGCUGGGAAAAAGCUUAAAAGAAGAAAAGAGAAGGAUGAACGUUUGGCAGAUGAAGAAAUGUUUGAUAUAGCUGCAAAUAAUGAAAAAUUCGAGUUUCCUAAUGAUGAUACGGCAUUGACUAAUCUACAAUCAGUUAAUUUGAGAAUAAAAGAUGUUAUAGGCGUACUUACAGAUUUUGCAUCAAAUCGAGAUCCUAAUCAUUCUAGAGCGGAGUACAUUGACUUGUUGUGUAAAGACCUUUGUGUGUAUUAUUCAUACAAUGAUUUUUUGAUGCAAUUGCUGGUAAAGUUAUUCGCACCAAAUCAAUUGCUUGAAUUUUUGGAAGCUUCGGAAAUCCAAAGACCGUUAACAGUUAGAACAAACAGCCUAAAAAUACGACGUCGUGAUUUAGCGCAAGCUAUGAUUAAUCGUGGUGUAAACUUGGAUCCAUUAGGAAAAUGGACAAAAGAAGGAUUGGUUGUGUACUCUUCACAGGUUCCGCUAGGAGCAACCCCUGAGUAUUUAGCUGGUUAUUAUAUGAUACAGGGCGCUUCCAGCAUGCUUCCGGUAAUUUCAUUAGCUCCAGAAGAAAACGAGCGUAUUUUGGAUCUUUGUGCGGCUCCCGGAGGCAAAAGUUCCCAUAUUGCAGCACUCAUGAAAAAUACUGGCGUACUCUUCGCAAAUGACAUUAACAAAGAGAGACUUCAGGCUGUCGUUGGCAACUUUCAUCGACUGGGAAUUCAAAAUGCCAUUGUAACUAAUAUUGACGGCACAAAAUACAAUCAAGUAAUGACCGGAUUUGACAGGGUAUUACUUGAUGCGCCAUGCUCUGGAUCUGGGGUCAUAUCCAAAGACCCCAGUGUUAAAACAACGAAAACCGAAAUUGAUAUUCAACGUUGUUACAAUUUACAACGAAAAUUGUUGUUGUCAGCGAUCGAUUGCCUCAGUGCAAAUUCAAACACAGGAGGUUACCUAGUAUAUUCCACGUGCUCCAUCCUCCCACAAGAGAAUGAGUGGGUUAUUGACUACGCUUUGCGGAAACGAAAUGUAAGGCUUGUCUCUACAGGAUUAGAUAUUGGUACAGAGGGGUUUGUGAAUUUCGCUGGGCAAAAGUAUCAUCCUACUAUGAGACUUACCAGGAGGUUUUAUCCUCACACUUAUAACAUGGAUGGAUUCUUCGUAGCAAAAUUGCAAAAGUUCUCCGAUGCUAUUACUGCUUGUAAUAACGAUAAUGAUUAUGAAAACACGAGUUCCAAUGAAGAGCAAACUUUUGAAAACCUUCCAAAGAAGAUCGACAAAAGAGAUUGGUUUUAUAAAGACGUUAUUGAAAAACGAAAACAACUUCGCAAGGAUACGAAUCACGUGGUCAAAAUAUUUGAAAAGCCCGCUAAAAAUAAGGCUACAGUAAAUCAGGUGUCGUUUGAUAAUGCAAUCAAGGAAAAUGAAUUAGACAAUGUCAAAGAACACUUCUCUAAAAAAAAAGACGAUAAAAAGAUCAAGAAAGUCAAGAAAAACUUAGUGCUCUUGAAGCAUUUCCUGUCAGAGUAAAAGUAACAAGCUAGGUACUACAACCUAUCAUGCAUAUAUUUGUAAGACAUAAUAAAAAUGAAAAUUUGAUUAUAUUUCUUUCUGAACAA